Protopolystoma xenopodis is the source of this 765-nucleotide messenger RNA. Lineage: Eukaryota; Metazoa; Platyhelminthes; Monogenea; Polystomatidea; Polystomatidae. The record is from the annotation of a GenBank genome assembly.
AUGGCCUUACCAGAGACAGUGAGAGGCGACAUAAAUGUUACUGAGGCACCAAUGGAGGAGCAAAAGCUCGAGCAAGAGCAGACAAUCGGGCCGAUAUCGGCAAAUCAGAUUGCGCAUAUUCGAAGAACGGGCACUACUCGUGAGAAGAUACAAGCGAUAGUACAGACAUUGGUCGCCCGACGUCAGGCCGAACUGCUCUCUCGUUUGACUGGACCAGAUCCCUCGACCGUCCGACCGGGAGGACGGAUGAACGAGGCCUGGCAAACUGAACGUGAGGCUGGACUGCGUUUAUUCGACGGACGAGCCCACAGUUCCAAUGGAUGUAGCAGAGUUGUACAGCAUCAUUCCAACUCCAUGGAACCCGCCGAAUCUAUUCGAUCCAGUGCCGUGGAAAAGGUUACAGGACCUGUGUCGGUCGCUGGAGCUGAGCAGAUGCCUUGGAAUAGAGAAUCGUCUUAUAUAGUUUCAAGAAAAAAGCCAACCUCUCCGACGUCUGUGUCUGCCAGCAUGCAACGAGACAAAAAUCGCUCACAAGCAGUCCUUCAGUCGGGUGCAUGUGGCCCAGAUCAUGAAUAUAAUCCAAAUCAGCCGCAAAAGCACACCUUUACACCAGGUGUACAGCUCAAACGUUCCGAACUAAUCGGCGUCAAGAAUAGGCCAAUGUAUGCUGUCUGUCAUGAGGAUGCCGAACCUAAUGGUCAUAAAAGUGCUGGAUUAGAAUCCCUCAAACAAAAACAAGACUUGCCCGCCUCCCUGCCGAAGGGA